Molecule: messenger RNA, 1431 nt
Organism: Schizophyllum commune H4-8
Lineage: Eukaryota; Fungi; Basidiomycota; Agaricomycetes; Agaricales; Schizophyllaceae
Product: PCI-domain-containing protein
Exons: 10
Coding region: 1-1431 (476 amino acids)
Biological process (GO): protein deneddylation
Cellular component (GO): COP9 signalosome
Source: RefSeq, a predicted model, not a curated record
AUGGAUGACGAUGAUGCCGAUUACAUGCAAGGAUCCGACGACGAGGACUACGGCUUCGACUACUCCGAUGGCGAUGACGACAAUGACGCCGACGCCGCGGACGUCGAGAACAUGUACUAUCGCGCCAAGUCAAAGAAGGAAGAUGACCCCGAAGAAGCACUAAAGGAAUUCCGCGCGAUCGUCGACCAGGAGCAGGAGAUGGGCGACUGGGGCUUCAAGGCCCUCAAACAGUGCACCAAGCUCCUGUUCCUUGUUCUGCACCGCCCGGAGGAGGCCCUGAAGACCUACUCGCAGCUCUUAAAGUACACGAAGUCCGCGGUGACGCGCAACUACUCGGAGAAGACGAUCAACGGCAUCCUGGACUAUGUCGGUGGCGGGAAGGGCGGGCCUGUGGAGGUCGAUAUUCUGGAGAAGUUCUACAAUGUGACGAAGGACGCGUUGAUUGAGGCGAAGAAUGAGCGUCUAUCCGUCAAAACGAACCUCAAGCUGGCCAAGCUGUGGCUCGACAAGAAGGAGUACGGUCGGCUCUCCAAACUCAUCCGCGAUCUGCACAACGCCUCCCAGGGCGGCGAGGACGACCAGUCGCAGCGCGGCACCCAGCUGCUCGAGAUCUACGCCCUCGAGAUCCAGAUGUACAACGAGACGCGCAACUUCAAGAAGCUGAAGGAGAUCUACAACGCCACGAACGCCGUGCGCUCUGCCAUCCCGCAUCCACGGAUUAUGGGCGUCAUCAAGGAGUGCGGGGGCAAGAUGUGGAUGGGCGAGCGACAAUGGAGCAAGGCAUACUCGGACUUCUUCGACUCGUUCCGGAACUACGACGAGGCGGGCUCGUUGCAACGCAUCCAGGUCCUCAAGUACCUGGUGCUGGCUAACAUGCUCACGGGCGCGGAGGUCAACCCUUUCGACAGUCAGGAGACGAAGCCGUACAAGAACGACCCCGAGAUCAAGGCGAUGACGGACCUGGUCGAUGCAUACCAGCGGCGAGAGGUACACGCAGCGGAGAAGAUCUUGAAAGACAACGCCGCAACGAUCAUGGGCGACUCGUUCAUCAAGCAGUACAUUGGCGAGCUCUUGCGAAGUUUGCGGACGCAGUACUUGAUCGACCUCAUCAAGCCGUAUACGCGUCUUGAGCUGGUGUUCUUGGCGAAGCAACUGAACGUGGACGUCGAGGAGGUGGAGGAGUUACUGAUAGGGCUGAUCUUGGAGGGCAAGGUGGAUGGCCGCAUCGACCAGGUUGGCAUGCGGUUGGAGCUCGACAAGAAGCAAAGCCUCGAGAAGAAGCGGUAUGCUGCGCUACAGAAGUGGACGGAGACGCUGGAGUCGGUCCAUGGCGCAGUAGUGGGCAAGACCGCGGCACGACAGAACGAGGGCGCGCAGAUGAUGAUGAGUGGAGACCCAUUCUCGAUGAGAGAAGAGCGCCAGUGGAUGUAA